Helianthus annuus (common sunflower) is the source of this 1797-nucleotide messenger RNA. Its product is annotated as 26S proteasome non-ATPase regulatory subunit 12 homolog A. The transcript is spliced from 11 exons. Gene Ontology annotation, cellular component: nuclear proteasome complex; cytoplasm; proteasome regulatory particle, lid subcomplex. The record is from RefSeq and is a predicted model, not a curated record. Lineage: Eukaryota; Viridiplantae; Streptophyta; Magnoliopsida; Asterales; Asteraceae. The coding region runs from base 159 to 1487 and encodes 442 amino acids.
UUCUUGCUCAGAAAGCUAACAGAUGCUUUUCUGUUAACUCAAACGUCUUCUUCAUCUUCCCCAAUCUCCCAUUCUCUCUUGCUAGGGUUUACAUCAAACUUCUCAAUCACGUUAGAUCUAACAAAUUCAUCCAUUCCGAUCUGCAAUUCGGAUCAAAUAUGGAAUCAGGAGGUAGUUUAGACUCGCAAAUCGAGUCGCUGUUGAAUGUUGAGAAGCAGAUGAGACUAAACGGCGACGUUGCUGGUACGAAGAAGGCUGCGAUUGAUAUUCUUCAGCUUUGCUUUGAAGCUCGUGCUUGGAAGACGCUGAAUGAUCAAAUUGUUGUGUUGUCGAAGCGGCGUGGUCAGUUGAAGCAGGCUGUCACUGCUAUGGUCCAACAAGCAAUGCAGUAUAUUGAUCAGACACCAGAUAUAGAAACCAAGAUCGAGCUAAUCAAAACACUCAAUAGUGUAUCUGCUGGGAAGAUUUUUGUUGAGAUCGAGAGAGCUCGUUUAAUCAAGAGGCUAGCUAAGAUCAAGGAGGAACAAGGGCUAAUAGCUGAGGCUGCUGAUUUGAUGCAAGAAAUUGCGGUGGAAACUUUUGGUGCAAUGGCAAAAACCGAAAAGAUUGCAUUCAUUCUGGAACAAGUUCGGUUAUGCUUAGACCGUCAGGAUUAUGUGCGUGCACAAAUACUUUCUAGGAAAAUUAGCCCUAGAGUUUUUGAUGUUGACCAGUCAAAAGAAAAGAAGAAGCCAAAAGAAGGUGAGAGUAUUGUGGAAGAGGCUCCUGCUGAUAUACCAUCAUUGUUGGAAUUGAAACGAAUUUAUUAUGAACUAAUGAUACGGUACUAUUCACACAGUAAUGACUACCUUGAAAUAUGUCGAUGUUAUAAAUCGAUAUAUGAAAUCCCUUCAGUCAAAGAAGACCCUGCAAAGUGGACACCGGUUUUAAGGAAAAUUUGCUGGUAUUUAGUACUAUCACCACAUGACCCGAUGCAGUCAAGUCUUUUGAACUCUACCCUAGAGGACAAAAAUCUCUCAGAAAUUCCUCAUUUUAGGUCUAUGCUAAAACAAGUGAUUACAAUGGAAGUGAUUCAGUGGACUACAUUGUGGAAUACGUUUAAGGAUGAGUUCGAAAACGAAAAGAAUAUGCUAGGUGGUUCUCUAGGUGACAAAGCUGCAGAAGAUUUUAGAGAGAGAAUAAUAGAGCAUAAUAUUCUCGUUGUCUCAAAGUACUACACACGGAUCACCGUAAAACGGCUUGCAGAACUGCUGUGUCUCACUAUUGAGGAAGCGGAAAAACAUCUUUCAGAUAUGGUGGUAUCGAAAGCGCUUGUAGCAAAGGUAGACCGACCAAUGGGCAUUGUUUCUUUCCAAACAGCGAAAGAUAGCAAUGACAUUCUAAAUUCAUGGGCAAUGAAUUUAGAGAAGCUUCUAGACCUUGUUGAAAAAAGUUGCCACCAAAUUCACAAGGAAACAAUGGUGCACAAAGCUGCCUUAAAGCUUUGAAGCACAUGCUCUGCUCUUGGCAUCACAUAAACACAUCAAAGUUGGUUUAGUGAUGAUCGAUCUUUGCCAUCGAGACGGAGAAUGGAGGCAGUUUGUUAAAAGGGGGUUGAGACAUACAUCAUCGUGUUACAUGACCGUUCUUUUUCUAUUUUCUAAAUUGUGAUUAGGUUGUUCAUUGUUGGUGGAUCGAAAUAGACGCUAGAUAACACCAUGUAAUAUCUUGUAGCUUGUUUGAAGUAUUCACCAUCUGUAUUGUUUUGAACUACGCUGGUUUUUCUUUAAAAACGAUGUGCAUGAUGGUGUGGUUCAA